Panicum virgatum (switchgrass) is the source of this 878-nucleotide messenger RNA. RefSeq names its product germin-like protein 8-7. The transcript has 2 exons. Bases 77 to 754 code for a protein of 225 amino acids. The record is from RefSeq and is a predicted model, not a curated record. Gene Ontology annotation, cellular component: cell wall. NCBI's taxonomy places the organism in Eukaryota, Viridiplantae, Streptophyta, Magnoliopsida, Poales, Poaceae. Gene Ontology annotation, molecular function: manganese ion binding.
AAGCAUCAACAACAAACACAAGCAGCUGCAAAGCCUACUCCUAGAAGCACCAACAUACAAGCGAGGGGGAAACGAAAUGGCCACCUCCUCCUACUUCCUCCUUGCUGCCUUCGUAGCACUGGUCACUUCUCAGGCUAUUGCUUCUGACCCUAGCCCACUACAGGACUUUUGUGUUGCCGACAAACACUCUCCUGUGAAGGUGAAUGGAUUUGUUUGCAAGGACCCCAUGGCCGUGAAUGCAGAUGACUUCUUCAAGGCAGCAGAACUUGACAAGCCUAGGAACACCAAGGCAAGCAAAGUUGGAUCCAAUGUCACUCUAAUCAAUGUCAUGCAGCUCCCUGGACUCAACACUUUAGGCAUUUCAUUGGCCCGCAUUGACUAUGCACCCUUAGGUGAGAAUCCACCGCAUACCCACCCACGUGCCACAGAGAUUCUCACGGUGCUCGAGGGAACACUCUAUGUUGGAUUUGUCACCUCCAACCCAAACCAGCUCUUCGCCAAGGUGCUUAACAAGGGUGACGUGUUUGUAUUCCCGCAAGGGCUCAUCCACUUCCAAUUCAACCCUGACCAUUACAAGCCAGCUGUUGCGAUCGCUGGUCUUAGCAGCCAAAACCCUGGAGUUAUUACUAUUGCCAAUGCAGUCUUCGGAUCAAAGCCACCGAUUUCAGAUGAUGUCUUGGCCAAGGCAUUCCAGGUGGAGAAAGGGACGAUUGACUGGCUCCAGGCUCAAUUCUGGGAGAACAACCACUACUAGAUACGUUAACCAGUUAUGAUGUGGUUACUUUUUCCGUAUUUUGGCUAUAUGGUACGGUGUUGUUUUAAUACUGUACUCAAUGAAAUAAAUGAGAAGGAUUGUGGCACUAUCUCUAUUACUGUGU